AUGGCGACAACAACUAGCGACGCCACGCCGACGCCUGAGCUGAUGCCCCCUCCGGGCGCAAUGUCCAACUUCGACCACCCAGCAACGUCGAAGGGAGCAAUGACUAUCGCCAUUGGCGUCGUUAUACCGCUCACCACUAUAUGUUUCCUCCUACGCAUGUAUGUCAGGAUUUGGAUCAAGCGACAAUGGAUCUGUGAAGACUGGCUCUCUCUGAUUGCUUGGAUUGGGGCAAUCACUUAUUGUGGCACUGGAGCAGCCACGAUGGUGCACCACGGUGGAGAGCACGAGUGGGACUUGACCCACGCCCAGGUCAAAGAGGCAUAUUACUGGUUGUAUGUAGCCAGGAUCCACUACGGCGUUGCCAUUUGCGUAACCAAGCUCGCAAUCCUGUGCCUGUACCGGCGUGUAUUCUCGGGGCACCCACGAAGCCCGUUCGACGUCGCCGUCGUCGUGCUCAGCGUCCUGCUCGUGCUCUACUACGUCGCCACAGUCAUUGCCAAGAUAUGGGAGUGCAUUCCGCGGGCCCGGGCUUGGGACCAGCUUAUCCCUGGCCACUGCAUCGAAGUACUGAUGCUGGUCAACGUCGACGGCGUCUUCAACGCACUGACCGAUUUCAUCAUGGUUAUAAUGCCGCUCCGGGUGGUCUGGAACCUUAACAUGAAGGUCACGAAAAAGGCUUAUGUCGUGUUGGCUUUCACGUUUGGCAUGUGCGCUCCUGCGUUCAGCCUCGUGGGUUCCGUUGUGCGGCUGCGAGGCCACAAGAACCCAGACAAGACCUGGGUCCAGCCUCAGAUAAUAAUGUGGGCGCUAGCCGAGAUAGCGACAGGAAUCCUCUGCGUGAGCUUCCCUGAGCUUGGGCUGCUCCUCAGGGACGGUAAGCGCAGGCCAAGCGUGGAGGCGAGCACGGGCAUCCGAGAGGGCCGCUACCGCGAACAGGACGCCGCGUUCAACGGCGUGCGUCAAAACCCGUGGACCUCGGGCAAGAGGGGUGGCGGCGGCGGUGGGGAAUAUGAACACGUCGAGCUGGACGAGGUCCGGCUCAUCAAUCGCCCUACAAAUGUGGUGAGCGUCGAGAACAGCCAGGUGCACCAGACCCGUGGAAAGUCGUCCGGGGACGUCGAAGUCACGAGAGAGGUCUGGGUGGAUUCAGCUAGGAUUGUGUAA
Messenger RNA from Diaporthe amygdali, 1164 nucleotides. RefSeq lists its product as uncharacterized. The record is from RefSeq and is a predicted model, not a curated record. Bases 1 to 1164 code for a protein of 387 amino acids. The transcript has 6 exons. NCBI's taxonomy places the organism in Eukaryota, Fungi, Ascomycota, Sordariomycetes, Diaporthales, Diaporthaceae.